GAAAGCAAUAAACUUUUCUUCUAAUAUUUCUCCUUCUUUUUUGAUUUCUAUCAAUGCCCUUAUAUUAAAUUCUGUCUAGACAAGAAUGACCUGCAAGACAAAUUGGGAACGGGAUAAUGAAAUGUGUAUUCAAUGGGGUCCUUCAGCAGCAUGACACCAUAUGCUUGAGCCUAUACAAGCGUGCAUAUCCCAAGUGGCCAGAACAUCGGUUCCCGCUUGAUGCUUGAUCAGGUAGGGGCCGGUCCUCAUCGAGACAGAAGACAUGCUUGUUCAUGAUGGGAAUGAAGCGCUGGUUCAUAUUUGUCUAUUCAACUUCCAUUGGUUGUUGUUGAUGGUUGUUGUUGUUGAUAGAUUACAUGCAAUUCAGUGAAGUAUAGCCUUUUUGCUUUCCAUUACCUUUAUUUUCUUAUUAUGGAGGAUAUAUAUAUAUGGAUGAGGAAUACGCAGCAAUGGAGCGCUCCUCUCGUUGAAGAAUCUAGUGGGAAGAAACAGAAAAAGAAAAGCCUGAUUUUUGU
Rubroshorea leprosula is the source of this 515-nucleotide messenger RNA. Lineage: Eukaryota; Viridiplantae; Streptophyta; Magnoliopsida; Malvales; Dipterocarpaceae. The record is from the annotation of a GenBank genome assembly.